UGACACAGCAUGAUUGAAGAGCUCCUGCAGGCUCCUGCUUUGGCCUCCUGGUUGGGGCUUCUUGCAGGCUCGCUGGCCGUCUAUCUUUUGUACUCCAGUUGGACUUUCCAAGAUAAACAGAAGCGUCCUCCUGGGCCCAGACGUCUUCCUUUGAUUGGUAACCUGCAUCAGUUGGAUCUCGAGAGGGUUGAUAAGUCUCUUUUUAAGCUGUCUAAAAGGUACGGACCGGUGUUUACCAUCUACUUCGGACUCAAAAAAGUGGUGGUCUUGGCUGGAAGCAAUGCUGUCAGACAGGCUCUCAUCAACCAUGCUGAGGAGUUUGGGGAGAGAGAAAUCAGCCCUUUAUUCCACGAUUUUACCAAAGGCCAUGGCAUAGUAUUCUCCAAUGGUGAUGGCUGGAAGGAAAUGAGGCGUUUUACCUUAACGACUUUGAAAGAUUUUGGGAUGGGCAAGAGACUCAUUGAGGAGAAAAUCUCUGAAGAAUGUCACAACCUGAUUGAAGAGUUUGAAAAACAUAAAGGCAAAGCCUUUGACAACACAACCAUCAUGACCUACGCAGCUUCAAAUAUCAUUUCUGCCAUCAUAUUCGGAAAGAGGUUUGACUUCAAAGAUACAGUGCUGCGGGAUAUUGUGGAAAAUGACAAAGACAUCAUCCGUCUGUCUGGAACUGCUUCCAUCGUGAUCUACAAUACGUUUCCAAUGCUGGGUCCUUGGAUUAAAAACUGGAGGGAUUUAAUGAAGAAUAUAGAGGACUACAAGCAGAAUUUAUUGCAAUUAGUAAACAAACUAAGGGAGACUUUCAAUCCUGACAUAUGUCGGUGCUUUGUCGAUGCUUUCUGCACACGUACGCUGAGUCUGGAGGAGUCUGACGCUCAGAGUGUGCACUACCAUGAUGACAACCUGGUCAGCAGCGUGAUGGAUUUGUUUGGGGCUGGAACUGACACAACAUCAAACACUCUUCGCUGGAGUCUACUUUUAAUGGCCAAGUACCCUCAAAUACAAGAUCGGGUCCAGGAGGAGCUCAGUAGGGUGGUGGGAGACCGUCAGAUCACAAUGGAGGACAGAAGGAACCUGCCUUACAUCGAUGCUGUCAUCCACGAGACGCAGAGGUUCGCCAACAUUGUCCCCAUGUCCGUCACUCACAGCACCAGCAGAGACGUCACCUUCCAGGGAUACUUCAUUGAAAAGGGGACCACUGUGCUCCCUCUGCUGACAUCUGUCCUCUAUGAUGAGAGUGAGUGGGAGACACCAAACACCUUCAACCCUUCCCACUUCCUGGACGAGGAGGGUAAAUUCAUCAGGAGGGAUGCUUUCUUGCCCUUCUCUGCAGGCCGCAGGGCUUGUCUUGGGGAAGGUCUGGCCCGGAUGGAGCUCUUCAUCUUCUUCACACACCUCCUGCAGCGCUUUCGAUUCACCCCUGCACCCGGGAUGUCAGAGGACCAGCUGGAUUUGACACCAGUGGUGGGCUUUACACUCAGUCCUCUACCACACCAGUUGUGUGCUGUCAGUUGCCACUGAGGAGGAGUUGAUUAGAUAAAAUUAAAAGGAGUGUCUAAUACCUUUGCACUCACACUGUCAACUUAGGAUCAAUGAUUGACAUAGUUAACAUUAAAGGCCUACUGAAAUGCGAUUUUCUUAUUUAAACGGGGAUAGCAGGUCCAUUCUAUGUGUCAUACUUGAUCAUUUCGCGAUAUUGCCAUAUUUUUUCAGUAAAGAAAAGAUUUAGUAGAGAACAUCGACGAUAAAGUUUGCAACUUUUGGUCGCUGAUAAAAAAGCCUUGCCUGUACCGGAAGUAGCAGACGAUAUGCGCGUGACGUCACAGGUUGUGGAGCUUCUCACAUCUGCACAUUGUUUACAAUCAUGGCCACCAGCAGCGAGAGCGAUUCGGACCGAGAAAGCGACGAUUUCCCCAUUAAUUUGAGCGAGGAUGAAAGAUUUGUGGAUGAGGAAAGUGAGAGUGAAGGACUAGAGGGCAGUGGGAGCGAUUCAGAUAGGGAAGAUGCUGUCAGAGGCGGGUGGGACCUGAUAUUCAGCUGGGAAUGACUAAAACAGUAAAUAAACACAAGACAUAUACAGACUCUAUUAGCCACAACACAACCAGGCUUAUAUUUAAUAUGCCACAAAUUAAUCCCGCAUAACAAACACCUCCCCCCUCCCGUCCAUAUAACCCGCCAAUACAACUCAAACACCUGCACAACACACUCAAUCCCACAGCCCAAAGUACCGUUCACCUCCCCAAAGUUCAUACAGCACAUAUAUUUCCCCAAAGUCCCUAAAGUUACGUACGUGACAUGCACGUACGGGCAAGCGAUCAAAUGUUUGGAAGCCGCAGCUGCAUGCGUACUCACGGUACCGCGUCUGCGCAUCCAACUCAAAGUCUUCCUGGUAAGAAUCUCUGUUGUCCCAGUUCUCCACAGGCCAAUGGUAAAGCUUAAAUGUCAUCUUUCGGGAAUGUAAACAAUGAAACACCGGCUGUGUUUGUGUUGCUGCAGUCGCCCGCAAAACACCGCUUCCCACCUACAGCUUUCUUCUUUGCUGUCUACAUUGUUCAUUGAACAAAUUGCAAAAUAUUCACCAACACAGAUGUCCAGAAUACUGUGGAAUUUUGCGAUGAAAACAGACGACUUAAUAGCUGGUCACCAAGCUGUCCCAAAAUGUCCUCUACAAUCCGUGACGUUACGUGCCGGCGUCAUCAUACCGAGACGUUUUUCAGCAGGAUAUUUCGCACGAUAUUUAAAAUUGCACUUUAGUAAGCAAACCAGGCCGUAUUGGCAUGUGUUGCAAUGCUAGAUUUCAUCAUUGAUAUAUAAACUAUCAGACUGCGUGGUCAGUAGUAGUGGGUUUCAGUAGGCCUUUAAAAUGGAGUUUACCUUGUCUAAAAUACCAAAAGACUGCAAAUAAUGACCAAAAUGUGACAUAUGAAUGACUUUCAUAUAAUCAAUAUACCGUUACUUUUCUGUAGUUAGAGAUUCAUUUGUAAUUGUAGUAAAUCAGCCUUAAACGAUGCAUUUUAUUUUCUUAUUUGUGAUUCACAUCAUAAACCAAUAAGCUAAUUCAAAUUUUAGUUGUCCUGAUAAUGUCACAACCUCUCCUUUUUAAUGCAAUGUUCCCUUUAAAGUCACACGAAAGACAAAACCCAAUACUCACUUUAAAAGUUCCAAGUCAAAACGGUAUGCGUUUAUAUUUUGUAUAUUGAAUUGAGUCUAUGAAUAAUUUUUGGCGUUUAACCUUUUGUAAAAAAUUACAAUAAAACAAAACAAAACAACAA
This is a messenger RNA of Nerophis lumbriciformis (worm pipefish), 3269 nucleotides long. RefSeq names its product cytochrome P450 2K1-like. The record is from RefSeq and is a predicted model, not a curated record. Gene Ontology annotation, biological process: xenobiotic metabolic process. Gene Ontology annotation, molecular function: iron ion binding; oxidoreductase activity, acting on paired donors, with incorporation or reduction of molecular oxygen, reduced flavin or flavoprotein as one donor, and incorporation of one atom of oxygen; heme binding. Gene Ontology annotation, cellular component: cytoplasm; intracellular membrane-bounded organelle. NCBI's taxonomy places the organism in Eukaryota, Metazoa, Chordata, Actinopteri, Syngnathiformes, Syngnathidae.